AGCCCCUCUUCGGAGGCGGCGAGGAUCAUGGACUCGUCUCUGGCCGCAAGAGGCCUCAACCAAACCCCUCCUGCCUAUGAGACCCGUGAGGAAAUCAAUCCCGCCCUCUUGAUGAGCUGGUGGGCCACGGCCUUUUCUAUAGCCAUCAUCAUCGUUCGUCUAUGUGGCCGAUAUGUGCGCAUCGAGCGCUUCUUUCCAGAGGAUAAAGUGAUGACGCUCAGCAUGAUACCUCUCGUUUGUCGCAUGGUCUUGGUGCAUUUCGUCUUGAUCUAUGGAACAAACAACGUCCAGACGGCUGGGUUGACAGCAGAUGAGAUCUCCAAAAGAGAGCUCGGGAGUAAACUAGUGUUGGUUGCAAGAAUCUUCUAUGCGAUCUUUAUCUGGACGGCCAAGCUUACCGUCUGUGAAUUUCUGAAACGAGUCACUGGCAUAGUCUCAACACGAUCUACUGCAAUCUUCCUACGCUUUGUUCACUUCUUCCUAGCCUCAACCCUAGUAGCCGUCGUGAUCGCAACCCUGGCCGAAUGUCAACCAUUUGAUCACUACUGGCAGGUCGUUCCUAAUCCCGGUCCACGAUGUCGCUGCGGCUAUGCACAACUCAUCACCAUGGGAGCCUGCGACAUCAUAACCGACCUUCUCCUCAUCGCUUUUCCCGUCCCAAUCAUCAUCAUGUCCAAGAUGCCUGUAAAACGCAAAAUAGGCCUCGUCAUCCUAUUCUGUCUCUCCCUCCUCUUAGUAGGUAUCACAGGCUACCGAGUACCUUCCGUCAUCAAACGCAGAGGAAACCAACCCUACCGCUCCCUCAUCGCCUCCCUCGAGAUUCUCGCCGCAACAGCCGUCUCCAAUGCCGUCGUCAUCGGCUCCUUCGUCCGCGACCGCGGCGUCAAGAAACCCAAAUACAAGCGCGAUAUGGCCUCCGCAUCUGUCAGCGAAAGCCUCGAUAACAGCUACGUCCGCCGCAACACCGUCAUGCAGCACCAAUGGGGUAGCGAUUCCGAUCUUGCAGGUGGUCUGGGUAUCAGGCUAGACCCCAAGCUGCACCGCAGUGCGUCGUCGUCAGAACAAUCCCAUUCUAUACCUAUACCCAUGCCUGCCCCGCCGGUCCCAUUGCUGGUUGCGCGCACUGGCACUCUCGAUCCAUCAUGGUCUUUCCAGCAAGGCCGUUGCUUGGAUGAUGACCACGUCUCAACUACUGAUAGUCUUGAGAUGAAUGUUAGUCCGCGGGAGUAUAUCAAGACUAAUCAGUCUCCGCGGGAGAAAUCAGCGCGCUCUACUUCCUCGCCACGGGUAUCGUUCUUUGAUGUCGGCGGUCUAUUAGAUGAAGAUAAAGAGAGUCAUUCUCAUACAUCUCCGCGUGCAGAACAGGGUUUAUCUGUACCCAAUCGAUCGGAUCGUCCAUCUCGAGGAGGGAGGGCCUUCCUAGAGGAUCUGGGCGUUAUAUCUUCUCGAUCAGCUGGCCGGGCUUCUACACCUCGUUUUCUGUCGCCUCUUACCCCGAGUACGAACACUCGGCCUAUACAUACUCUCCCGCCUUACCGAGCUGCGUCCGAUGCCUCACUUGAUGUGAAUGUCGAGUUGCAGGAUGUAGGCGGGCUCUUAGCCAGGCACUCCCCGCCUGAAUGA
Messenger RNA from Penicillium odoratum, 1623 nucleotides. RefSeq names its product putative integral membrane protein Pth11-like. The record is from RefSeq and is a predicted model, not a curated record. The annotation marks the transcript as partial. The transcript is spliced from 2 exons. Lineage: Eukaryota; Fungi; Ascomycota; Eurotiomycetes; Eurotiales; Aspergillaceae.